Styela clava is the source of this 2160-nucleotide messenger RNA. The record is from RefSeq and is a predicted model, not a curated record. Lineage: Eukaryota; Metazoa; Chordata; Ascidiacea; Stolidobranchia; Styelidae.
AUGUGGGAAACGGAUUUCAAAGAUAUAUCAUUGACUCCCACACCAACAUUGUCAAGAGAAGAUAAGUAUGCAUUACAACUGAUGGAAGAUAAUAUAAAGAUGGUGGAUGGACAUUACCAAUCUCCGUUACCAUGGAAACCAGGAUGUCCUGAAUUUCCUAAUAAUCGUGAUGCAGUUAUGAGAAGAACCAACAAUUUGGGAAAACGCUUGUUGAGGAAUGAUGUUUUAAGGGACAAAUAUUGCAGUACCAUGGCUGAAUUUAUAAAGAAAGGAUGGGCAAGGAAAAUUCCUGCUGCUGAAUUUGAAGCACCCAUUGGUAAAGCGUGGUAUCUUCCUCAUCAACCCGUUACAUCAGAACAGAAACCUGGUAAAGUACGCCUGGUAUUUGAUGCAGGUGCAAGAUAUUUGAACACAUCACUGAAUGAUCAAUUACUGCAAGGUCCAGAUAUGGCAAAUGGAUUGUUAUCUGUUUUGCUACGUUUCAGAAUGUACAAAUAUGGUAUAACUGCAGAUAUAGAAGCUAUGUUCUUACAAGCUCGUGUAACGCCUAGGGAUGUUGAUGCAUUGAGAUUCCUAUUUUGGCCUGAUGGAGAUUUGACAAAAACUCCUGUCGAUCAUCAGAUGUUAGUGCAUUGUUUUGGAAAUACAUCAAGUCCAUUUUGUGCAAAUUACUGUUUAAGGAGAACUGCAGAAGAUUUUGGAAAAGACUUUCCAUCAGAUAUAAGUGACAAUAUCAAAGAUAAUUCAUAUAUAGAUGACUUCCUACUUGGAGCAGAUAGUAUAUCUGAAGGGAAGAGAAUUGUCAAGCAAACCUCAGAACUUACUGAAUGUGGAGGUUUUCAUUUAAACAAAUGGAGGAGUAAUUCAGAAGAAAUUAUUUCUUGUGUUCCAGAAAAGGAUAGAGCACAAAUUCAAGCAAACGUAAAUUUAGACCCAAAUCGUGUUGAACGAGUUUUGGGAGUUGUGUGGUUCGUGAUAGAAGAUUGCUUUGGAUUUAAUACAAAGCUGAAGACAAAACCUGCUACGAAAAGAGGAGUUCUAGCAAUUCUUAGUUCCGUAUUUGAUCCCAUGGGUAUUGUAUCACCUGUGAUAUUGCAAGCAAGACUUGGUAUAUUCCAAGAGUUAUGUCGUCAACAAUUGGGAUGGGAUGAAACUAUCGGAGAAAAUGAACAAAUAGCAUGGGAAAGCUGGACUAAAGCAAUUCCAGAAUUAUCAGAAGUCAAAUUACCAAGAUACAUUAAACCGAAUUCAUUUGGGGUUAUUGUUUCACAAGAAUUACAUCAUUUUGGCGAUGCAUCACAAGUUGCCUAUGGAUCAGUUUCAUAUUUGAGGUUAUCAGAUGAAAACGGUCAAAUACACUCUAACCGAUUAGCAAAAAUUGAAGAAGGUUCAGAGCCACAUCAAUGGCGUUAUGUUCCAAGUGAAUUGAACCCAGCGGAUUAUGCAUCCCGUGGAAUGACAGCAAAGAAAUUGAUUGCAAAGAAAUCAUGGUUACAAGGACCAGAAUUUCUCUACCAGAAUGAAGAGAACUGGCCACAAAUGCCAGUUAAAUUACCAGAUUUACCAUUGGAAUUUAUUCAGAAAAAGCCAAUGAAUGUCCUAAUUAAUCUAGUGACAGAGAAUGAACCAUUGGACAAGUUCAUCAACUAUUAUUCUUCAUGGUAUAAGUUGAAGAAAGCUACGGCAUGGAUUAUCAGAUUCAAAAAUUAUUUACAAGCUAAACCAACUGUUCAAAAAGGUGAAUUGCAAACAGAAGAGUUGAGAAGAUCCGAAAAUGAGUUGAUAAAGUAUUUACAAAAUCGUGAGUUGAAUAAAGUUAUUGCAAAGUUACAAAAUUCUGAUGUACAAGGGAAACGUGUGCUUAGAAAUUUGAAAAUUGCACCUUCAAUGCAAAAGUUGAAUCCUGUUUUAAUUGAAGGAAUAUUGAGAGUGGGUGGAAGAUUGCAGAACGCACCCAUAGAUUUUGAUUUGAAACAUCCAAUAAUACUGCCAAGUAAUCAUCAUAUCACACAGUUGAUUGUCAGAGAAUACCAUAAAAGUUCACAUCAUUGUGGAGCAAGUCAUACAUGGAAUUUGCUGAGACAGAAGUUCUGGAUUAUCAAUGGAUUAUCAAUCCAAGAAGAGAAUGGUAUUGGCAGAAGAGGAGUUUUUCCGGGUUAG